This is a messenger RNA of Pisolithus orientalis, 2094 nucleotides long. RefSeq lists its product as uncharacterized. NCBI's taxonomy places the organism in Eukaryota, Fungi, Basidiomycota, Agaricomycetes, Boletales, Pisolithaceae. Bases 154 to 1686 code for a protein of 510 amino acids. The transcript has 6 exons. The record is from RefSeq and is a predicted model, not a curated record.
ACCUAGAGUUUUGCCGCUCAGCUGGUCACUGACCUUGGUAGUGUGCAUGGGUCUGUGCGAGACAUCUCUGGAUCCAGUUGACACCCCUCUCACCUUAGCCCGCCGACGCCCGAAACCGUGGUCUUCAAUCUGAGGAGCAAAGUCACUGCCUCCAUGAGUUUAGAUCGUAACCUCUUCACGCUCCUCCUGACACCCAAUGCUGCCGCUUCACGUGUAGACCAGGGUGUCUCCGUCGUCGAUCUCAUUGACCCGUCUGGGACAGUGUAUUAUCGAAAGCGACGUAUCGGCGGAGGAGUAUACAAGGCUGAACUAUGCGAACCCAUAUCGAACACGUUGUUAGCGACAGUAACAGCGCCAAGUGCUACGAGCAAGCAUAAAACGAUGGAACUCUAUAAUCCCACAAAGGUCGUCGAGCUCAAGUUCACAGGCACUCUAAGCUUCAAGUGGUCGUUCAAGUGGGAGGAUCACGAGUUCGAAUGGAGGCGCGAAGAGUGCUUCAUCGUUCGCAAGCCCGACCCACCAGUACUCGUUGCCUUGACCAAGGAACCCCCAGGAAGGAUUAAAACGUCGUCCGUUCAGAUCCUCGAUUACAACUUGCAUCGAUUUGAUAUCGAAGACCGUAAAGGUCUGGAAAUCGUCAUUCUCUUCGCCCUCCUUACGUUUCAAGAUUCGAGCGACGCAUACCAUGAACCAGAUACUGCCGCCUCCACUUCUCCCACACCAGCGAAUUCCAGCAGUACUAAAGUCAUACCUACGGCAACAGCGCCACCACCUCUCCCUCCAAAACCGGCGCCAAAGACGGGUGUUGAGAGGAUCGCCGAACUACAACGCGGCCGCGGUCUGGUGAAUGAGGUCUCCGUUAUGGAGGAGGGAGAUGUGAAGGAUUACGCCAAGUACUGCUUACAGUUGCUUUCGGACGACGCUAUGCUAUUUAUCAGCGUCUGCUCUACAGAAGCAGCUCAGGUUCCGAAAGUCUUGCAAGUCGUUGAAGAAACUAAGCGGAAGCGGUACAAAGCUGGCGACUCGGAGUUACACCAGUAUGUUCUCUAUGAUACUCAAAGGGAGACACCCCAGAAAGGACCAAGGAUUAUUAAACUUGACGAUGAGCCUAGCAAGUCGAAAGCGAAGGAUUAUACCCCUCCGAGCAGUCUGAUUGUGCAUUUGAGCAAGAUCGAUAUGCCUGAGCUAAGACCACGCAGUGUGGGAUUCCCUCCUAGUCGUGCUAAGGAAGCUGAUUCCGGAAGAAGCAAGGGUAAAGAAAAGGCAAAGGAGAAAGAGAAGGACAGAAAAAAGAAAAAAGAGAAAGGCAAGGACAGCGACAACGAAAGAGUCAAGAAGGAUAAAUCAUCCUCCCCAGUACCACACAGGAACAGCCCACCGGGAGGAAAUUCACCUGCCCGACUCGUUCGUCCGCAAUCGCAGCACUUUCAAACAUAUCCCUCUCCGCAUACUCGUGCCUAUUCUCAUGGAAAUAACUCAUUUGGAACGCCCCCUCCGCUCCCACCACGUCACGCUCGCCUUCCCAACCCACAGUCUCAGCCUGCACAUCGUCAGUCGAUGUAUGGUGGUUGGUACGGUUAUCCCACAAAUGCACCACCGCCUCAGCCCCCAGCAACAGCACCUCCAGCACUUCGGCCCCAGCAGAGUUCCACUGGGCUCUUGGGCAGGCUACUUGGGGCGCGAUAGUAGUUUUUCAUGUUCGUGAUUUGCCCCAGUGGAUCAUUCACUAUUCCUUUCCUUUCUUCUGUUUUCUUUUGUCUUUUCUUUCUCUCGUUUGCUGCGACGAUGACCAAUGCAACACAUUUUGGUUGAUGCGUUGUACAUGUGCGCAACCACGUCGUGGCACCGCUGCCAGAGUACUUGUAGGGGGUGGCCUCCUAUGUCUGUCAAGGUAGUCAAUUCCUGGUCUGAGUACUUACAUCUGCAGUAGGGUCGGGUGCUUUUCGGACUCCCCCGUUCACUCACUCUCGUAUCCCAAAGCGGCGUCACUUUUAUCUUUAAGGCGACUGGAAAACCAAGUACACGUAUAUUUAUCACUGUCUCUCGAUCAGAAUUGCAUAGUAACACGGACCUUUUCUUUUUGCUUGUGGAAUC